AUGGCGAGUGGCCAGAGAGAGUUCACUCGCGUGACCAUCGGUCGCAGCGACGGAACUGUCUACAGCUCUGACGAUCUCACAAGGUCCUCUCGUACUACGGUACGCUGGUCUGAGCCCCUUCCAGACGAUGACCCGCGCGUUCUACGUUGGAAAUUCACGAUCGGGCGUGCUCUAGCCGCCGAGAUGGGAUGGCCCAAAGAGAAGGAGUAUAUCGUUGACUUCCCAGAGCACUAUGUGCUAAGAACCAAGGAUCAGAAGGCUAAACAGGGCUCCGACAAGAAGCGCGAAGACCCAUUCAUGGUUGGGCACCCAGCUGGAUGUGCGGAUAAACACUGUUUUCGAAGCCCCGGAGAGUUCGUGUACCACCUGAUCUGGUUGUUUAGCAACUCUACCGAUCGCACACAAUGCCCUUGCAAGGUCUGUGUGGAAGUGACGGACUCUGGUAAGAAGAAAGAACGUCCGAUACCUCUGCCUUUCAAGACUGAGGAUGCAACUCCCACUCCUGUUCCCCAAAAGGUUACCCCGGUGCCUAUUCCCAUCCCCGGAGGUACUCCUACAUCCAGUCCAGCUCCGAUCAAGCCAAGUCCAGCUAUGGCUGCGACGAAAGCUUCACCCGUCACACCAUCACCUGCGCCUGCGCCUGCGCCUGCACCUCCUCUCAGGGACGACACGAUGUUUCGUCAAGGCGAGAUGGUAUGGUUCAAGGCUACAGCUUGGAGAAUUGGCAUCAUUGCAUUGCCCGGUAACAACAAUCCCAGCGCCAACGGUUCAACUUCAGCCAGAUACCUUCUAGCUCCUCUAGGACACUCAGGGCUGGCUCAGCAGAACGUUGUCAAGGGCGAGGAGGACAUGCGCCCAUUCUUGACUUUCAGCGUGCCUCAGAUAGGCAUCGAAGGCUUGGUGGGCAAGACUUACGGCGAGAUUGACUGGCCGACCUUUGCAAAGGGCUUCACCGGGAAUAAGGAGAUCGUGGGUCUCGAAGCAUCUAAGAUGGCAGCGCUGACCAUCGACGGCUCGUAUUCCGUCUUUAACAAAUUGCAAUCAACAGAUCCGACGAAGCAGUUCUAUGGCGGCAUCUUCCUCGGAGCUGAGAACAUUCACAUCGGUGACGCAGUCCGUCUCAAGCCUGUCUCUGGGGAGAGAUUUGUUAUGGAGAUUGGCAAGAUCUAUAUUGACGAAACCGGCCCAAAGUUCCAGGGCAAUAUCUACCGCCCUGUCACCGUUGCGCUCGCCGAACGAGCUAAGUUCCCUCCAGAGACCCAGCCUCAGGGCCCGACGUUCCAGCAGGAGAUGGAGUUCCGCAACAGAGUUCAGGCCGUGCAUAACAUCGCAUGGGUCUGGCAGCUGGUGGAGCAGGAUGCCCUGCGCAAGGAGCUGGAUGUGGCUGGCAGAUUCUACGUCACGCCCAAGCUGAUGAAGAUCUUGGAUCCUGCGCGAUUUCAUACCACUGUUGAGAGUCACGUUGUGGACGACGCCAUGUCCUACUUGAACAACAGAAUGCAGAGCGGAGGAAUACGAUACAUUGGCAAACGGCCCAACAGAAGAACGACUGUUGGCCAGGCCGUCAGCACCACGCUUGCCAUGGGCGAGGGCAUAUCUGAGGAGAACUACUGA
This is a messenger RNA of Phaeoacremonium minimum UCRPA7, 1614 nucleotides long. RefSeq lists its product as hypothetical. Gene Ontology annotation, biological process: silent mating-type cassette heterochromatin formation. The transcript has 3 exons. The record is from RefSeq and is a predicted model, not a curated record. Gene Ontology annotation, cellular component: rDNA heterochromatin; SHREC complex. The coding region runs from base 1 to 1614 and encodes 537 amino acids. Lineage: Eukaryota; Fungi; Ascomycota; Sordariomycetes; Togniniales; Togniniaceae.